Messenger RNA from Ciona intestinalis (vase tunicate), 737 nucleotides. The record is from RefSeq and is a predicted model, not a curated record. Lineage: Eukaryota; Metazoa; Chordata; Ascidiacea; Phlebobranchia; Cionidae.
CACUGGGUUGUCUAAAUUAUCUAUAACGGGUUGUCCAAAUAUAUAUUUAUUUCGCUCUAUAUAUAUAGAUAAAGCAGUUGAACCUGACCGAGGUGCACAUGACUGAGUAGAAGGUCGCUCUUCUGUCUGCUUGCAUUCAUAACGUGGAUGAAAUUUGGACAUAAAGCUCGCUGAAGGAGUAGAGAGAAGAGACUAUCCAAUGUCGUUAAGCUUCGGACAUAACGUUGUAACAGAUGAGGCGGCGCGUGCUCUUGCCAGUUGCGUCAACAACAUGCUACGGCUCUUCGUCCAUAAGUGUCACUUGUCGUUAACAGGCACGAGAUAUAUUGCAAACGCUAUCAAAGACCUAACGUCCCCGAUCGAUGAUUGGUUCCUUCACGGCAACAAUAACAUCGGUGACGCCGGGGCAGAACUGGUAGCAUCUUGUCUUCAUAACAUAACCGAUGAAAUCAGGAUGGACGGCUGCGGGGUGACUGUAGCAGGGAUGGCUAAAAUAGUAGAAGCCAGAAAUGCUCUUGAACACAAACCAGAUGUUUAUCUUGGUUACAUCGAAGGAAAGGGAGAAGUGACGCUUAUUGAUUAGGACAGUUAAGGCAUUUCGAAACCGUUUCAGAAUGAUGCCUUUGUUAUGUUGCAACAUACGAUUUGUGCUUUGCGUUAACAUUGCGUAUAACGGGUGCAAUCAUGUUCUACUAAUCUACUGUGGGGUAAGAUGGGAAACUUUUAGCACAUAUAGU